AGUUGCGGUUUUGGCUGGUAAAUUGGACACGAAGUGCAGUUUUGUUUCGCUUUUAGGCUGAAGAUCUCAAAAUUAAGGAUAAAAGUCUGUAUUUUACAGGGAGACGGCCCUAAUGUUCCCGUCACCAGCGAAGGUGCUGAAAUUGACGCCAGUGCCUGUGAGUCCACAGCAAUGGAAACGGCAAUUAGAGGAAAAGCCAAGCGGAGGCACCUGAGCGCCUGCGAAUGCGCCCUUCUGGGGCGGAGCGACCAAAGUCCCCUCUCCCAGCCUUCCUUUACGACCACUGGCAGGCCAAACCCCAACCGCGGCCUGUUCCCCAGAACCCCUCCAAAGAGGCACAAGAGAGACUCAGAUGUGGAUGGCAGCAUUCAUCAGAAGCCCAUCACAAAGUUCUUCCCUGUGACCAGUAUCCUCCGGACCAGUCCCCAGAAAGCGCCCUCCGCAGCCGUGAAAAUGGAGGGGAGCCCCCACAGUGGGGUAACCCCCAAGGAUGAGGAAGACAUACACUACCUGCUGGAGGGCCUCACAGACAGCAUGUUCAUGGACGACGACGAGUUUGCUCCCUCCUUCUCUGUGAAGGAGGAAGAGUUUGCCCGUCCCGUUUCUGUGAAGGAGGGGGAGUUUGCCCGUCCUGUUUCUGUGAAGGAAGAAGAGUUUGCCCGUCCUGUCUCUGUGAAGGUGGAACAGGAAUGGACUGCAGGGUGCAGCAGUUGGGCGUCCCAGCGCCCCCUGGGGACCAGUGGUGUGGAGCCCCCAGGUGCAGUUCGUGUGAAGCUGGAAGAGGACGAGGAUGAGGAGUACUCUGUGGAGCCUCUCCCUGAUGCUCACUAUGGCCUCCUUGGCAGCAGUGAGGGCCAGGUACUGCCCCAGGGGCACUUGGGAGAUCUGCCAGACGAGAUCCUGUUGGUCGUGUUCGGCCACCUGCCCGCAGAAGACCUGUACCGGCACAUCAGCCUUGUCUGCCGGCGUUGGAGGGCCAUCAUCAGUGACCCGCAGUUUGUGCCGUGGAAGAAGCUGUAUUACCAGUAUCAAAAGGGAGAGGAAGAGGCAGUGAGACAAGUCACAUCCAUCCUUACAGACAAUCACAUCAGCGACAAGGAGGACCUGUGUGUACUGAACAUGGUGAAGUACAUGUCGCGGUUCAAGCACAGCCGCAGGGUGCAGCCGGAGCAGGUGCUACGCUGCGUCAGCGCCCACAGACUCUUCCCCCAGGCUGCCGCCUGCAUUCGGAGCAGGAUCCCGGACCUGCAGGGGACCCAGGGGGAUCCAAACCCGUGGUCUGCGAUGGCUCUGAUGUUGGUUCUGGCUGACGGGGUGAAGGAUGUUCUGGACCUGGUGACCCGGCUGAAGAGGUCCGGUUGCCUGCUGUCCCCUGGGGGGGUCUCCGAGUACUUGUGCUGCGUAGCCCUCCUGCUGCUAGCCAUGAGGAAGAACAGCAUCAAUAUCAGCAGCAGGGUACACUACAACAUCUUCUAUGUCCUGCACUUGAUGGAGAAUUCCCCUCCUCCCACCAGAGUACCACAGAGCGGGCUGAAUCACAGGGUGGAUUUCCAGGUAACCCACGAGCAGCAACAGAUCCUCAAUCAUGACAUCCAGCCAGGUCACAUGGUCAAAAUCAUGGCUUUUGCAGGCACAGGGAAGACGUCCACGCUGGUGAGGUACGCCCAGCAGAGGCCACACCUCCGAUUCCUGUAUGUGGCCUUCAACAAGUCCACGGCUGAAGAGGCCCAGCACAGGUUCCCUGAAAACGCGGUCUGCAAGACUGUCCACUCGAUGGCGUUCAAAGCCCUGGGAUGGAGGUACCAGAGGAUGAAGAAGCUUUUCAGCAACGUGAAGCCGUUCUCGGUGGCCUGGGUGCUCCCGCAAGGCAGGGGUGGCUUUGUCAACGCCAAGGUCGUGACCCAAACGAUCAACGCCUUCUUCGCUUCUGCCGACCAGCGCAUCAGCAUCGACCAUGUACCACGCGAGUUCAAGAACACGAACGGACAGUUCAAACGGCCAAGCCACCAAGAGAUGAUGAUGUUUGUGAAGGAUGCUCAGAACAUAUGGGAUAAAAUGAUGGAACUGAGACCAACGAAGCAGGCAGGAUACAACAUGACCCAUGACGGGUACCUCAAACUGUGGCAGAUGCAGAAACCACGCCUGGAGAAUUAUGAUGUCAUUUUCAUUGACGAAGCACAGGACUGCACCCCAGCGGUCAUGGACAUCCUGCUCUCCCAGGAAUGUGGGAAGGUCCUUGUGGGUGACCCUCACCAGCAGAUCUACACUUUCAGAGGGGCCAUCAACGCCCUGCAAGCGGUACCUCACACUCACCUGUACUACCUCACCCAGAGCUUCAGAUUUGGUCCUGAAAUUGCUUAUGUUGGAGCUACUGUUUUGGAUGUUUGUAAAAAAGUGGAGAAGAUUCUGGUUGGUGGGAGUCAGGAAGGGAGUGUGACAGGACAUGGCGUAGGGGAGUACGUUGACGCGCUGCUUGGAUCGGGCUGCGUGAGGGGACGCGGGGGGGAAGGGACAGUGGCCUUCCUCUCCCGCUGCAACGUCACCGUGUUUGACCAGGCCGUCAGACUAACCGAGGGAAACGGCCCCCCUCGAAUCCACAUUGUGGGAGGUAGCGACAACUUCGGACUAAAGAAAAUCUUGGACAUCUGGGUCCUGAUGCAGCCAGAGAACGAACGGAAACAGAAAAACCUGGUGAUUGAGGACAAGUUCAUCAGCUCCUUCUGCAGACAGAAGCAGGGGGGCUACGCGGGACUGAAGGUCUACAUUAAGCACACAGAGGACCGCGAGCUGGAGGCGAAGCUGGCCGUGGUGGAGAAAUACAACCACCGCAUCCCAGAGCUGAUCGAACGCCUAUACAACUGCUCUGUGAGCAGCCCACACUCCGCAGAUUUCAUCCUUGGCACAGUCCACAAGUCCAAAGGGCUGGAGUUCGACACGGUUGUGAUCACCGACGACUUCAUCAAAAUUCCAUGCGCCCGACAUAAUCUACAGAGGCUCACCAGAUGUGUCACGUCAAACAUCCCGGAAGACGAGUGGAACCUGCUUUACGUAGCCGUGACGCGGGCCAAGAAGACUCUGAUCAUCACCAAAACCAUCCAGAACAUUCUGACUCUGGCUGGGGAGUAUUUCCUGCGGUCAGAGCUCACCAGCACCCUGGUCAGAGACGGACAGCCGCCCUGCUGCUCAAUUAAGGACUGCCAGAACCGCAUCAGGGAGGACACUGCUCUCAGUAUGCACAAGAUCCCCAUAAAAUAUAUUGAAGGUGCGGAUUCGGGCGGCCCCCUUUGCUUGACUUGCGUGGAGCAGCGUAUGGGGCACGUGGCCUACCUAAUGGCCCCAGCAGAGGAGGUGAAGGCUAUGCCCUACACAGAGGAGGAGGUGGAACUGCCAGUCAACAUUGGCAUGCUUGUGGCACUGCUCUGAGUCUACCUGAACAGACAGACUGCUCUCUUGGACCUACCAGUAAAAAUUGCUGGGGUAAUGGCUUUAUAUGUACAUAUGUAUUUUUCCUAAUUUUUCUAAUAUGUAACUAGUCUGUAAUUUUGAAAUUUCCCCCACUGACAUGAAAAACCAUUGAAACUAAAAACAAACAACAGUUUUCUGGGUGAAACUUACCACUGGCUUUCUACAUUUGUCUCACUGAAUGUGCGAGAGUUUUUCAUGAAGUUGGUGGGGGAAACAAACUUAUUUUUUUUUUUUUAUAAAAGAGGACUUUUUUCAUCCAGAUGUCAGUAGCAUUACUGAACCUAUAUCUCAUGUAAAUGUCAGAUAAAGAACAAAAGCCUUCAUGUCAACAUGUGGUCUGUAUCUGUUUGCUGUGUUGUCCGUUGGUCCUUCCCUUUAA
Molecule: messenger RNA, 3844 nt
Organism: Megalops cyprinoides (Indo-Pacific tarpon)
Lineage: Eukaryota; Metazoa; Chordata; Actinopteri; Elopiformes; Megalopidae
Gene: fbh1
Product: F-box DNA helicase 1
Exons: 22
Coding region: 172-3423 (1083 amino acids)
Biological process (GO): replication fork processing; double-strand break repair via homologous recombination
Cellular component (GO): nucleus
Molecular function (GO): protein binding; 3'-5' DNA helicase activity; hydrolase activity
Source: RefSeq, a predicted model, not a curated record